Brassica rapa (field mustard) is the source of this 1314-nucleotide messenger RNA. RefSeq lists its product as uncharacterized. The record is from RefSeq and is a predicted model, not a curated record. Lineage: Eukaryota; Viridiplantae; Streptophyta; Magnoliopsida; Brassicales; Brassicaceae.
GACCUCCCCAUCUUCUUCUUUUGUGAGAAAUAAGAGAGAAUCGCAAAAGGAGAUGAAGAUUCAGGAGAAUCUCGAGUUCAUUGAUGUACUCAAACGAGCAAGGAAGCUACUCUGCGGUAACAUAAACCUCCUUCUCUUCCUCUUCAUUUGUUCUCUCCCUCUCUUUUGUUUCUUGAUCUUCUUCGAGCUCUCUCUCCAAACCACCGUUUUAGUCGCUUCUGAAUACUUCUCUCGAGAAGUCAAGUUUUGGGGUUACUACUACACCGCUCCUCGAGACCAUGCCUUAUUGAAGAACCUGAUCUCGCUGCUUCUCCAGACAUUUCUCUUCUACUUGUUCCCAUACAGCCUCUUAGACCUCCUCACCACCACUACCAUAGUCUCCGCGUCUUCACUAGUCUACACAAGCGAAGAGGAACCGUUAGGGCUCAAUCAGUUGGUUCGGAGAACCGUGGGGAUAUGUCGGAAGAGAAUAGAAGGUUGUCUGAUCACAUCUCUCUAUAUCCUCCUCAUAUCAACCUCUGUUUUCUUCGGUUUCUUCUUUGCAGCAACGAACUAUUUGUACAUAGUUUCUCUCAUCAGAGUUGGUGAUUACUCAUACUACUAUUACAUUAGUAUUGGAGAAGAUGGUGGCAGCUAUACCACACGCAGCAGCUUCGAAGAAGAUCUAAGUCUAAGUAGGAUCUUGUUCGACUCGGUGAUGGCUCUCUUUCACGGUGCUGUCUUCAGUUUGCUUGCCAAGUUCAGCAAGUGGAGUGCAGGGUGGAACAUGGGUUUGGUUGUUUCCGUGUUAGAAGAAGAAGAAGAUGGUUAAGGCAUCCAUGGAGCAGAUGCUUUAAGUUUGUCUUCUUACUAUGGAAGAGGACACGAGAAGAGUGGUCUCUGGGUGAUGCUUGUGUUCUUGUUAUUCGCUCUUGCGAUGAGGAUACCGUGUUUAUGCCUCAAAUUCAGCGAGAGUUCGAGUGAAAAUGGAGUCUUAUACACAAGUUUCUAUGUGGGUUUGAUUUGUGUUGGGAAUAUAAUCAAGUGGGUGGCUAGUGUCGUGUUAUACUGCGAUUGUAGAACUAGGGUUUUGGAAAAGAAGUGUGACGUGGAGACUGGAUCAAAAGCUAAGGCUCUUGCUAAGUAAGAGAAAUAGCUUCUCUAUCACCAACCCAUCUACAUACUUUUGGUCUGAUCGUAUUUGCGUUCCUUGUAGUAAAGUUUGCCAUCUUUUGUCACACAUUUGCUUUACUCUAUCCAACAAUAAGAGGGCCAUUAACAUUUGAGUUUAAGCCCUUAAAGUCGUUACCUUUUAAUGUAUUGUUCUUUGACCUA